Molecule: messenger RNA, 451 nt
Organism: Myodes glareolus (Bank vole)
Lineage: Eukaryota; Metazoa; Chordata; Mammalia; Rodentia; Cricetidae
Gene: Smim22
Product: small integral membrane protein 22
Biological process (GO): regulation of cell population proliferation
Source: RefSeq, a predicted model, not a curated record
GCAGGAAGUAGUGUGAGUUUCCAGGACCCUGUGCCUACCUGGGUUGGGGUAGAGGGCACCACCAGAGGCAGGUGGGGAACUGGAAGAGGCCUGGCUAGGGAGAGAGAAGGUAGCCAAGAUGGUACAGUCAGCUGAGGAGCUGAAGCAGGAGCUGGAGGCCACUGCAGAGGAAGUACUGGGGAGGCUCAAGAGCCACCAGCUGUUCCAGUCUGAGUGGGACAUCGCAGCCUUUGUGGUCUUUCUCACAUUUGUGGGCACUGUGGUGCUGUUGUUGUUACUGGUUGUUGUUCACUGCUGUUGCUGCUGCUGCUGCACCACCUCCCCUAGACCCCGGAAGGUGAGCCCUGGGAAGGAAAAGCCCAAGGGUGUGGAUAACUUGGCCCUGGAACCUUAAUGCUAGACCUUGGCAUGGGUCCUGCUGGAUGACAGUAACAAAGCCAAUUUUGCCAAA